GGCGGCCGUUUUGGGCUGUUUCUCCCUACGGAGCGGUGCGGAGCGGGAGAUGGGGGUUUCAUUUGGGUAUACUACUAGUCCUUGAGAGAUCCCCCGCUGCGGUUCCAGGCUCAAGUGAAGGUGAGUUUACUUACUGGUGCUAUUAAGUGGCUGGAGAGGGGGGAGGGGGGUAUAUUUCCUGGUUGUGUCCUGCCCUUUGGUCUUGGGAUUGGGACCUGGCGACUGGCGCCUUUGAACAUUGCAGACCAGGAUCCUUGCCUACUACUAUACUCAGUAGUAGCUGUCUGUGUAUUAUCUGAUACUCUCACUCUACUAUUUACCAAAGUAGACAACUUCACGAUGCACCUCUCCCUGCUGGCCCCCUUGUCCCUCCUGCUUGGACCCGUCUUCGUCUCGGCGCAGGGCGCGUCGGGCAGCGGGCGGACGACGCGGUACUGGGACUGCUGCAAGCCGUCGUGCGCGUGGCCGCGCAAGGGCAACUCGCCUUCCCCGGUACGGACGUGCGACAAGAACGACAACCCGCUCAACGACGGCGGCAACACGCGCUCCGGCUGCGACAGCGGCGGCUCCGCCUACAUGUGCUCCUCCCAGAGCCCCUGGGCCGUCAACGAGACGGUCGCCUACGGCUGGGCCGCCGUCAACAUUGCGGGCUCCAACGAGGCCGCUUGGUGCUGUGCCUGCUAUGAGUUGACUUUUACCAGCGGGCCAGUGGCGGGUAAGAAGAUGGUUGUGCAGGCGACUAAUACGGGAGGGGAUCUGGGGAAUAAUCACUUUGAUAUUGCGAUGCCCGGCGGUGGUGUCGGCAUUUUUAACGCAUGCACCAACCAAUACGGCGCGCCGCCAAACGGCUGGGGCCAGCGCUACGGCGGAAUCGGAUCCAAGAGCGAGUGUGAGAGCUUCCCCGAGAAGCUCAAGGCCGGAUGCAAUUGGCGCUUCGAUUGGUUCAUGGGCGCCGACAACCCGGACGUCACCUUCAGGCAGGUGGCCUGCCCGGCCGCCAUCACGGCCAAGAGCGGCUGCACCCGCCAGAACGACGUCAUCAACGAGACGCCCACUGGGCCGUCCACCGUGCCCACUUGGACCCCGUAGAGGGGAGCUCAGCGGGUGGUAUCAUCGUUGCCAAUACUACUAACCAGUAGGCACUGUGGAAGAAGAAAUGGUUCAACUGCGCUGCAGCUCCAGUAUAUAAGUAAGCCUGAAGAUAGACA
Canariomyces notabilis is the source of this 1208-nucleotide messenger RNA. RefSeq names its product glycoside hydrolase family 45 protein. Gene Ontology annotation, molecular function: cellulase activity. The transcript has 4 exons. The record is from RefSeq and is a predicted model, not a curated record. Lineage: Eukaryota; Fungi; Ascomycota; Sordariomycetes; Sordariales; Chaetomiaceae. The coding region runs from base 340 to 1089 and encodes 249 amino acids. Gene Ontology annotation, biological process: carbohydrate metabolic process.